CCCACUAGAGAGAAGCAAGUACCGCGACACGCGUCGUCACACGAAUAGACAGAGUGUCUCUGUGUGCGUAAGUGACGAGAGCAGGAGGGGUGUAAAACGCUAGUGUGCGCUCAAAAUCACGUUACUGCUUCUCCACGUUCUUUUCCGCUUGGUCUCGUGCAAGUGAGUGAUAUUAACCAUCAACCAUGGGAAAGCGCAAUAAUAUGAUCCCAAAUGGUCAUUUCCAUAAGGAUUGGCAACGAUUUGUAAAAACCUGGUUUAAUCAACCAGCUAGAAAGAUACGACGCAAGCAAACUCGUGUUAAAAAAGCAAGAGCCCUUGCUCCUAGACCGGUAAAUCUUCUGAGACCUGUGGUGCAUUGUCCAACAUUCCGCUAUCACACUAAAGUUCGUGCUGGUAAAGGAUUCACAUUAGCUGAGCUGAAAGCCAGCGGUUUGAAUAAGAGAUUUGCCCGAACGAUCGGCAUCGCGGUGGACCCGCGUCGUCGCAACAAAUCCAUUGAGUCUUUGCAAACGAAUGCACAACGUUUGAAAGAAUACAAAGCCAAGCUGAUACUCUUCCCGACGAAUGAAAAGAAGCCACAGAAGGGUUGCGCAACUGAGGAAGAGAUGAAGUUGGCAACUCAAAUGAAAGGAGACCCGAUGCCAAUACGGCAUCAGGCACCUGCUAAAGCGAAAGCACGGUCUGUAACUGAGGACGAAGCUAAGUUCUCAGCAUACGUGACCCUCCGGAAAGCAAGAGCAGAUGCGAGACUAGUAGGUAUUCGUGCGAAACGAGUUAAGGAUGCCGCAGAUAAUCCGGAUGACCUAACUAAAGUUGCUAAGGAUAAGAAGGUUAAGAAGUAAUUUUCAUAAUUUUCGUUUAUGGAAAUAAAAAGGGAAAAAAUAAACUCUGUAACGGAUAAA
Odontomachus brunneus is the source of this 905-nucleotide messenger RNA. Its product is annotated as 60S ribosomal protein L13-like. The transcript is spliced from 4 exons. The coding region runs from base 186 to 845 and encodes 219 amino acids. Gene Ontology annotation, molecular function: RNA binding; structural constituent of ribosome. Gene Ontology annotation, biological process: translation. Lineage: Eukaryota; Metazoa; Arthropoda; Insecta; Hymenoptera; Formicidae. The record is from RefSeq and is a predicted model, not a curated record. Gene Ontology annotation, cellular component: cytosolic large ribosomal subunit; ribosome.